GACGAUCUGAAAAUGUUUUUCAAUGUGAAAAAGGAACAAUGACAGGUUUCCGUCGAAUUGGUGGGAUAGCGUCGCACGUCAACACAGAUUUCAAUCGAUAGUGUACUUGUAGGCUACAGCAUAUUAUCUGUGCGCAUGGGGUUGUCUCUCGCUCAAAUUUGAGUGUGCUGUUUUGAACGGCCAUAGCAGCUUUGGUUUUGACUAAGGUAUUGGGGAUAGUCACAUAACACGUUGUUUAACCUCUACAUGUUGUGAACUCUCUGUAACCCCAUGAAUAACAGAAUAUUGUAAAUUAUAAUGGUGUAGCCUUGUCCUAGGGAAUGAAUCAAGACACUAUAAUAUUUUGAUACAAUUUAAUACAGAAUCAACAAUCAAAACGUUUGCAAAUAGUGUCAUACCAUAUGUUUUCACAAAUAAGAUAUUGCGUAUGUAUUUAGCCUCACAUCGACACUGUAUUCCAGAAAUAAAAUGUGUCUGAAAGUUUGAAUUGAUCUACUUGUCAUCCCCGAAAUCCACGUUGAAACGCAGAAGUUCCACUGCCUUGCCGCUGCUGCCGGAUUGGGGUUACUGCACUAUUGAGCAGUGGGCUACAGCAUCCUCGCGCGCUAAGACACACGCGGACAUCCUACGAGCUGGAGUUCCGAGAGCACUCACCGGUUCGUUUUGUCUCUUUGUGAUCUCUCAUCCAAGUCUUUUAUUUAGUUUUUAAACGGAAAGGAAAUCAUUCUGUGGUUGACGGUAUCGGUUGUCUGUCGCAAAACAUUGGAGUACUUUUGGGUCGGAAUGUUUUACGCAUGAAGUCAGCUGGAUGUGUUCUGUAGCCUAUGUCGGACAUCAUCCACCCGAUAUUUUCAAUGGAUUUGAAUAGAGUGGAAAUGCCUUGGGAAUAAAAUCACAAAGUUUUUUUCUAUAUGUUCUAUAAAUUCCAUUGUAACAAGGCAUCACACGGAUACAAACGCAAUGAUUUUCAUCACACUUUAUGUCGUGCUGCCUCUUUUAGAUGUAUUGUAUGCCCAGGAGAAUGUCCUUUCUGGUCCCAACCGCCUCGACUGUGUCAAGGCGAGUGAGCAGUGUAUGAAGGAGCAAGGAUGCAGCACCAAGUAUCGGACAAUGAGACAGUGCGUUGCUGGGGGGAAGGAGAGAAACUUUAGCAUGGUAGCCGGACUGGAGGCGCAGGACGAAUGUCGGAGCGCCAUGGAUGCGCUCAAGCAGAGCCCCCUGUAUAACUGCAGAUGUAAAAGGGGUAUGAAGAAAGAGAAGAACUGCCUUCGCAUCUAUUGGGGAAUCUACCAGACUUUGCAGGGGAACGAUUUCCUCGAGGACUCUCCUUAUGAGACCAUGAAUAGCAGGCUGUCUGACAUAUUCCGACUGGCCCCCAUUAUUUCAGAGGAAGGGGUCAUCGGCGACCCCAGGAGCGGCACUGUCACAGUGCCCACAGGGAGGGGGCCCCAAGUCAGGGGCCGAGCAGUGGAAGACCCCAGUAGAAACAGGAGAGCUCAUCCCAAUUGGGCAAUUCUGGGCGAGCCUGCGGUGACGAGGGAGAACAACUGUCUGAACGCGGCCAAGGCCUGCAACCUGAACGACACGUGUAAGAAGUACCGCUCGGCCUACAUCAGCCCCUGCACCAGCCGCGUCUCCACUGCGGAGGUCUGCAACAAGCGCAAGUGCCACAAGGCCCUGCGACAGUUCUUCGACAAGGUCCCUCCCAAACACAGCUAUGGCAUGCUGUUCUGUUCCUGUCCAGCCGGCGACCAGUCGGCCUGCUCUGAGCGCCGGCGCCAAACCAUUGUACCAGUCUGCUCCUAUGAGGACAGGGAGAAGCCCAACUGUCUCUCCCUGCAGACCUCCUGCAAGACCAACUACAUCUGCAGGUCCCGUCUGGCUGAUUUCUUUGCCAACUGUCAGUCUGAGCCACGCUCCCUCUCUGGCUGUCUUAAGGAGAACUACGCUGACUGCCUGCUGUCCUACUCUGGCCUCAUCGGUACCGUGAUGACGCCCAACUACCUGCGCUCUCCUAAGAUCAGUGUUGUCCCCUACUGUGACUGCAGCAGCAGUGGCAAUGGCAAGGAGGAAUGUGACAAAUUCACAGAGUUCUUCACAGACAACAGCUGCCUCCGCAAUGCCAUCCAGGCGUUUGGGAACGGGACAGAUGUGGGAGUUUGGCAGCCCAUGCCACCGGUGCAGACCACCACCUCCACCACCACUCCUUCCCAGAAGGCUAAGGACCGGUCCCCCAACUCACUGGAUGUCGCCACAAACACCAAUCACCUCAAGGCAGGGGAUGAGUCCCUCUACCACUUCUGUGGAAGCUUGCAGGCUCAGAAACUGAAGUCCAACGUUUCAGUCGAUGGUGUGCUUUGCGUGGACCCACAGAUCGACGACUCCGGUACCUCCAACUCCAUCGCCAGGAAUUCAGCCGGUCUGCCAUCAUCUAAUACACACCUCUACUCACUACUGCCCCUGCUGGUCGCGCUGCUACACUGCACCCUGGCGGCGCUCUACCCCGCAGCAGUCUUGUAGCCAUGCUACCUUUCAAAAGCAUGGACAGACUAAAUUUGUAAAAAGACAAAAUGAUAUUCUCUGUUCCCAGUAUACCUGUUGUAUUUUUAUUUCCCUUCUCUCUGAUUAUUUUUAAACUCUAGUUUGAAGAGGCUUACGUUGAAGCAGUGUGCUAAAGUGAUCUCAAUGUAACUCAGUUUCGCUGUGUUUCUCCCGUUUCUGUUUUACAAAGGGAAAAGCUUCUGUGUCGGUCACUGGGCGAUCAUGAGAAUAUAGGAUGCAUUGCUACAUUCCAAUACACAAUGGCGGGUGGCUUUUUGUCAGUUCCUGGUACAAUGGGAUUUACUGUAUUAAUAAUGGUACGGUCAUUAGGCAGGCGCUUUUAUCCAAGGGACUUUGUGUGUUAAGGCUGAGGUCUUUGAAGAAGCAAAAAAUCCCCAUCACUUUGAUGGCAGUGGUUUAAAUGAGGUAGGCAGCUUUUUAGGUGUCAAUAUAUCUCAUCUGUGGUGUGUGUGUGUGUGUUUUGAUAUGGUAUCAUUUGGAGAUGGAGUUACGAAGGCCCAGAGGACAGACAGUAUAGAUGGCUAGACCACCAUGGAACCUUUCAUCUAGAAUGGUCUACAGAACUCAUUAUUCUGUUGGGACGCCACCAUUUUGUCACUAACUCGGCCCUCUGCAGCAAAACACUAAUUUCAAGAACUCACUUUGACAUUGUAGCGCAUGCAAAAAACACACACGCAAAGACACAUGCAGUACACACUCACAUGUCAAGGUUCGUUUCUUCCUAACAUGUACAAUGAGCUAUUUGGGGGAUAUGCGGAAUGUACAUUAUGGAGUCAAACAUUAUUUUGGUCUAUCAAAGCAGUUUGACAUAUUUUCUCUAUACUGGAUGAAAGGGGGGGAAUGGGUGUAGGGUUUUCUCUGGUAGACAGACCAUUCCUACCUGAAUGAGUUUAUACUCUCUGCUCUGUAAGCGUCGUAAAGCGCUCUGGAGCUGUUGACAACAGCCGUACAGAUGACGGCGUUACGAGUUGUAACAGAUCACGUGACAGAUGGAUUCUCAUACUUACCGCUUUUGUUGUGUACACUUUAAUUACACACAACCAUUCAAGACAUUAGCAUCAAUUUGCUCUCAAUCUAUUGUCAUGUUGCCUUCACAAUAAAACUGUCAAUCUUAUUGGAACAAAGCCUUGUAAAUCUUAUGCGAUUGGCAUCUGAGUCAAGCUGACGCAGAACAUGUGACUCUUGUACGUAAAUUGUAGCAUUUUGUAUGUCUCCUGAGAAUCGCUGAGAAAGUAUCAACCUUGUAUCAUAACCAUAUGUAACUUCUCAGAUGUAAUGUGCAAGUUGAAAAUGUCAAUUCAUUUUGAGAUACAUUUGAAAUAAUCAUUUCCUCAUGUGGACUACCCAGCACACAGUCACUUCACACAUACAUGUGGCAUGUGCGGCAAAUGACUUUAGCUACUGGACAUUUUAAAGCAUUUAUGACAUGCUGCUUGGGUUCGUGUGGCUUUUCAAAACAAUGUAUAUUACAUGUUAUUUACUAGGCAUUAAAAUUAGAUGUGUGUACUUGAUUGAAACAGUAAUUGGAUAAGAAAUGUCUAUUUCUAUCCUGCUCGGGAGCAUUGUGAGCAAUUUAGAUCAGAUUCAAAUUCCCCAUAAAAUACAUCACAUUAGAGAAUAGCAUUUUUGUUUUACAGCAAGCUACACAUUUUCCCCAGUACAUAUGAUGGAACUAUUGUAAAUUAUAAGAUAUCGAUCUUAGCUCUCCUGUUAUAUUUCCUGAGCCAACAAAUAUUCUACCAUAGUUUCAUUUAUGCAGUUGCCUGAAUAUGAUAUUGUUUUUUGGUAUAUAACAUCUUAUUCUUUCUAUCUUUUACUAUUUGGGCCUUUAUUUAUUACACUUUGACAUCCCGCACAAGUAAGGAGCAUAUAGGACCGUACCCAGAGGUUAAAGUACAAAAAAAUCACAUGGGUGAUAGGAAAUGCAAUAAAGGAUAAAGAUGAACAUUUUAUCUACGAGGUCUGAGGCAGCUGGGUGGUUUAACACAUUGGUAUCUGUAGUCAGAUUGCUGAUAUUUCACAGUGACAGAGGAUGAAUGUGUUGGAAUUUGUGGGUGAGGGAGGAUAAUAAGCCCACUAAGAGGCAGGUGAAGAAAUAAAAUACCCUUGAGUAUUUGUAUUCAUUUACAUCACAUUGGUUGUUUAACUAGAAGAAACUAAUUGCAAUGUUUAUACAGAUUGAAAACAAAGAAUCCCUAAGCUAUCCACAAUACUUCUUAGCCUGUGAAAAUGUACAAUCUAAAUAAAAAUUAUAAUUAAAAUGUUGACUCAU
This is a messenger RNA of Oncorhynchus mykiss (rainbow trout), 4834 nucleotides long. Its product is annotated as GDNF family receptor alpha-1. The record is from RefSeq and is a predicted model, not a curated record. Gene Ontology annotation, cellular component: external side of plasma membrane; signaling receptor complex. NCBI's taxonomy places the organism in Eukaryota, Metazoa, Chordata, Actinopteri, Salmoniformes, Salmonidae. Gene Ontology annotation, molecular function: signaling receptor activity. Gene Ontology annotation, biological process: nervous system development.